AUGAUCUGCUGCCGCCGGUUCCUCCUCCUCCUGCUCGCCGCGCCGCGACGCGCGUCGCGCAUCAAGGACCUGGGCCCGCGGGACCUCGUCGUCGUCGUCCACAGCGGCCUCGUCGAGGACGGCAACACGAGCCGGCGCCUGCCCUGGCUCGACGCGAGCGUGCCCCACGUCAUCGUCGGCGGCGCCAAGGGCGACGACGAGGUCUGGGGCAUGGGCCGCAAGCUCAUGUACGUGAACUACGACGACAACCCGGGCUGCGCGGACACGCACUGCGCGAAGCCCACGUACGAAAGAAUAGGAAAAUAUUUCGGCGCGCACCGCACGGUCGCCGGGGUCCUCGUGGCCAACGACACGUGGCCGGACAGCAAGUGGCUCCUCGUCGUCGACGACGACAACCACGUCGAGCUGAACCAGGUCGCGACGUAUCUAGCCGCGUUAGACGCCACGGUGCCGCUCCUCCUCGCGGGCCGCGUCGGCCCGGGCCACAACGAGGUGCCCUGCCGCGCGAGCAGCAACGCCACGCACUGGUCCUGCUGCAGCGACCCCUCCGGCCCCUGCCGCGCCCGCGUGUCCGGGCCCCAGGCCAUCUGGGAGUACGACAAGGCCGCGCGGACGUUCCUACCGCAAAUCUGCCCGGACCGCGGUGUCACGAACUACUGCUGCCGCACGACGCCCUGGCCCGCGGGCGUCUCGCGGGGCUACCCCUACCGCGUCGACGGCGACGGCGCCUUCCGGCCCCACUUCGCGAAGCUCUGGCCCUACGGCGGCGCGGGCUACGUGCUCUCGCGGGGGCUCCUCGACGCGAUCCCGCGGGCGCACUGGGAGCACUGCAUGUACGCGCUCCAGUGCGCGAACGCGGACCACCGCGUCAUGACCUGCGUCCUCGCGGCGGGCUACUCCGUGACGCGCCACGGCGACCGCAUCCCGGGCAUCGUCCACCACGUCCGCGGCCAGAGCGGCCACGAGAACGUGCUCAACUCGCACCAGCGCGCGCACCUCCACGCGGACCACCCGAACAUGGUCGCCAUGACGAAGUCGCGCCACCGGGGGCCCAUGCCCGCGGACCCGCGCGCGCCGUAA
Aureococcus anophagefferens is the source of this 1080-nucleotide messenger RNA. RefSeq lists its product as hypothetical. Bases 1 to 1080 code for a protein of 359 amino acids. The record is from RefSeq and is a predicted model, not a curated record. NCBI's taxonomy places the organism in Eukaryota, Pelagophyceae, Pelagomonadales, Pelagomonadaceae. The transcript has a single exon.